Molecule: messenger RNA, 4108 nt
Organism: Octopus sinensis (East Asian common octopus)
Lineage: Eukaryota; Metazoa; Mollusca; Cephalopoda; Octopoda; Octopodidae
Product: zinc finger protein 665-like
Exons: 2
Coding region: 818-2134 (438 amino acids)
Source: RefSeq, a predicted model, not a curated record
AUAACAGGUUCAUUUAUUUAUUUAUUAUCAAAGGCCGGUAUCGAAGAUAUACCGAUAGUCUUGCCAAUUGUUCAUUCGAAUCAUUAGAGGAUGUGUUGUCUCAUCAAACUAUGGGAGACAAUAAUGCAAAGUUGUUUCUUAACUAUAUGAUACUUCCUGUGUAAGGAUUGUACUUGAUCUCAUCUGUCUUUAUAUCGAUCUUCCUUGUUCAUUGUAUCAUGUAACAAAAGAAGCAUGAGACCUCAAUAAAAUACAUUUUAUUGUAUUAAUAGGGAUUGGGAUUAUCAGUUCAAAUGCUUAAGGCAAUUAAUAACAUUAUUAUUUAACUGAUACGAAACAACUGAUUUGUUAAAAGGAGUUAUUGAGACUUCAGUAUAUAAAGGUCUACACAUGAACAUCUUGUUAAACUCUUAUUGACACAACUCGACAAAGACUACACCCAAGGAGGUUUGAAGGUAUGGAUUCUUCAUUUUGCUGGUCUUCCCUUACAAACUGUAGUGGAACAUCUAUGCGCACCAGAGUGACUGCUACCAAUCAUUUAUGGAUUCACUAUAUUGUAUAACCCACAUAGCAUCCAUCAACCGUAUCUGCUCAUCAGAAUGUGAAAACAGAAAUUUUUUCAACUAAAACUAUGUGUGUCAUUUGGAGAGUAUUUAAUUAAUAACAAGCACUCUAGUGGUAAGUAGAAAAUAAAACUACACUGCACAUUUUGAACAUUUAUAAACAGUGUCUCAUGACAGCCAAGAAAUUCAACUGUAACAGAUGACUGUAACUUCACUGACACUUCUCAGAUUUUAAGAAUUUGUUAGGAAUUAAUAUGGAGGAGAUUAAUCGCAUAGACACUUCUAACACAACUGUUUUUACGAAUGUAGAUUCAGUUACACAGACUUACAGUGGUGGGAAACGUUUAUGUGGCAAAACAUUUUCUAAACAAAGAAAUAUUUCUGAAUAUCGUUGUCAGAUUUGUAGGAAAAUAUUCUCUUCAGAAAACGAAGUCAUCACACACAGAGAAAUACAUAAUAAAGAAAAACGUUAUUAUUGUGAAGUAUGUGGGAAAAAUUUUGUCUCUAACAAAAAAUUAACAAUACACAAACGUAUUCAUACUGGAGAGAAACCUUAUCACUGUAAAAUAUGUGGAAAAUCAUUCUCUGUUAAUUCCAAUCUAAUAGUUCAUAAAAGGAUACACUCUGGGAAAAAACCCUAUCAUUGUGAAAUCUGUGGGAAAUCCUUCAUUCAGAAUUCUCAUCUUGUAGUUCACAAGUCGAUACAUACAGGAGAAAAACCUUAUUACUGUGAAAUUUGUGGCAAGUCUUUUGCCUCUAACAGUAAUGUAAGAAAACACAUAAGAUUGCACACUGGUGAAAAAUCGUUUCAGUGUGAAAUAUGUGGGAAAUCUUUCAUUGAGAAUUAUCCGCUUGUUCUCCAUAAACGUAGUCACACUGGAGAAAAACCCUUCCACUGUGAAAUAUGUGGCAAAUCUUUCAUUGAGAAUUAUCACCUUCUUAUCCAUAAACGCAAUCACACAGGGGAAAACCCCUUCUACUGUGAAAUAUGUGGCAAAUCUUUCGCUCAUAAUUCAGGUCUUGUUAUUCACAAGCGUAGUCACACUGGAGAAAAACCCUUCCAUUGUGAAAUUUGUGGGAAAUCAUUCUCUGUUAAUUCUAGUCUUGUGGUUCACAAACGGAGACAUACUGGAGAAAAACCUUAUUGCUGUGAAGUAUGUUCGAAAUCUUUUAUCACACACACUCUAUUAAAAACACACCAGCAAAUACAUACUGGAAAAAACAUGUUUCAUUGUGAAAUAUGUGGGAAAACUUUUCUCCAUAAUGCUAAUUUCAUCAGACACAAAAUAAUUCACUCUGGAGAAAAACCUUAUCAUUGUGAGACGUGUGGGAAAUCUUUUAUCCAGAAUAGUGACUUAACCAAACACAAACGAACACAUACUGGGGAAAAACCGUUCCACUGUGAAAUAUGUUUGAAAUCAUUUGCUGUUAAAUCUAAUCUUGUGGUUCACAAAGCAAUACACUCUGGAGAAAAACCCUUCCACUGUGAAAUAUGUGCAAAAUCAUUCUCUGAUAAUUCUACUCUCAAAAGACACAAAAACAUACACACCAAAAAGAAGCCUUUUGAAUGAAACAUGAGAAAUCUUUCUCUUCUAUAAACAAGUACACCUUGUAGAAUAUAUGAAUAUAUUGGAAAUCAUUCUCAAUAAAUUCUCGGCGUUUAUAUCUAUGAAAAUGCUCUUCAUUGAGAUAAGCCCUAUCAUGUAAAUAUUUGGAAAAUCUUUUUUUAUUGGAUCACACACUUGUUGAGAAAUGAGUACGCAAGAAAAAAUAUCUAGCAAAGUUUGUUGAAAAUCAUUCCAAAGUCAGUCUACACUUGUAAUCCACAGUUGAAUAGUGGCUAGAGAAAAAUUAUCAUUGUGAAUCAUCAUCAUUUUAUAUUCACUUUCAAUGAGUUGGACAGGACAUCACAGUAUUAAUCAGUUCUUAUCAGGAAUUACUGCAACAAGCAGGGGUUGAAACAUGUUAAAGUAGAAAGUUGAAAAUAGAAUGUAGUGGGUGCAUUUAGUCAACCCCACCCCCCCUCAGCAUUAGUGGGGGUUACUUACCUUGUGUGCCAUAACAACAGAGUUCUCACUACCCUAUGAUGUAUUCAUUCACUCAAAUUAAUGUGUCCAUAAUUACAUCACCAGGGUAAUGCAGUAAAUAAAAGUGGGGGAUGAAUGACGGGAAGAGAAAGGCUAAUCAUAUGGUUUAUCAGAUGCUACCUUCCUUUGUUGCACUGAUAAAAUUAAUACAAAUAGAAAGAAAAUGGAAAGAUAGUGAAUGUUGUGGAAAUGAGUAAGGGUGAGAGUGACGAGCACUAGAAAGUUUGUCAUGCCUUGUUUCUACUCCAUUCCCCAACCACUGAACAGAGUGCAUUGAAUGCUUUUUACUUAUUUAUUUUUUUUUUGCUCUGUAUACUUUACAGAGUGUACAAGGUGAAUGUAAUUGUGGCCCCAAACUGGAGAGGUUUCUUUUUGCCUGACAAGACUAAAGGGUUAUCACUACUCUUUUCUUUGUUCAUUCACUCAAUAUUGAUAGAGUGAUCCCAGAAGAAACCCAGAAUGAAUGAAUGGGUAAAUGGAACAAAUGUAUAAGGGUAGAAACAGAGUAAUUGGGAUGAGGGUAGGAGAGGUAGAGUGCAAGAAUAUUCACUGUUGGUAUAGAAAGGGUGAUAGCCAAGCAUAUUUAGAGCAUGAUAAUGCUAGGUAGGGAUUGAAUACAAGUAGAUCCAGUGCCAUUCCUCAGUGUGGUUUGUGGAGAGAGAUUGACAGGUCUAAUGACUUUCCUAACAUCCUUAGCAAUGGCAGCUUGUAUAUAAGAACUGCAGCAGCCCCUAUUUUCACUUGAUAUUAUCGAUAACAUUCAAUAUAAUGAGGCCUUUUUUCUUUAAUUCUUCCUUUAUACUUGUACAUUAUAUAAUACUUAAACUUAAUGUCAGUAGCCAUCCCCUAGUUUAUGAAAAAAAUACAAAAAUCCUUGUAUAGAACUGUGCACUUCACCAGUCCAGUGAUUCAGUGUUUGACUGUUGUGCGCAUGCUCACAUGUCCAAGAUAGGAAGCUUCACACUAGGGAGAGACAGCACUAUCAUUCACUCAGUGCUGGUGAAAGGUAGUGUUUCUUUUUGACUCCGCAUCUGUUGUGCUUAAAAACGUGUUUAUAUUCUUGAAUAUGAUGAAGUGUAGAAUUAGAUUAUUAUCUGCUUCCAGCUUCAGUGUUGCUGCCAGGAUUUGAAAAAUAGGGCAGAUUUUUCCCUCUUAUUUUGUGAUUUAGAGGAGAUUUUUGAAAAACAAGGGGCAAUUCACGGCAGUGUUCAGUGAACAAAUUAAACACACUGCCCAGCAGUGGCUAAAAUGCAAACCGAUCAAGUUUAUGUUUAAAUAUUCUUUUUAUAUGUUUGUUUCCUAUUACACAAUAUUAAAACAACAGCUAAAAAUUUUCUGAUGCAGCACCCCAACUAAUUUUAUCUACAAGCCACCACUGAAGAGAGGGUAAUAAUGAUGUAUGGUAAAGAUAUGAGAAGGUAUCAUGACAGUGGUUGAUGUAGAGCAAAGGACCCAAAU